Dendroctonus ponderosae (mountain pine beetle) is the source of this 2820-nucleotide messenger RNA. Its product is annotated as cullin-2. The coding region runs from base 493 to 2745 and encodes 750 amino acids. Gene Ontology annotation, biological process: SCF-dependent proteasomal ubiquitin-dependent protein catabolic process; protein ubiquitination. The record is from RefSeq and is a predicted model, not a curated record. Gene Ontology annotation, molecular function: ubiquitin protein ligase binding. Gene Ontology annotation, cellular component: Cul2-RING ubiquitin ligase complex; SCF ubiquitin ligase complex. The transcript is spliced from 15 exons. NCBI's taxonomy places the organism in Eukaryota, Metazoa, Arthropoda, Insecta, Coleoptera, Curculionidae.
GGGUUUUUUGGAUCUUUCAUGUACGAUUCAGGGUUGUUUACCUCGUGUUUUCCUACCAAACGCCAGUAAUAGCUUAAUAGAAAUCCCGCUUUAUCCGCUUUUAAAGGGCGUGGUUCUUCAAAGGACCCGACCCAGCAUUGUCAAAACAAGAAGAAAACUGGCAAAACAAAUGAAGUUUGAAUACUGUCACGGACAUUAAGGUUAUUUCGCAAUUUUGUGCGUCUCGAUAACUAGCUGAGUGAAGUUUCACUUUUGUACUUUCUCAAAAAACGGUGCUAUUUGAACGGUUGGUUGGUCUGCCCCCUAGCGAAGAUGCCCGUCUAAGGGUCCGUUUUGCCUAGCGACUUUUGUACUUGUGUCCCACUUUGCAGCCCAGCUGACGCCAAGGACACGAUCAACAUUGGGAUCUUAAAAAACGCCUAUUUUUAGUUGGCGACAAAAGCGCAUUGUCAUUGGAACGUCGAGCAGUCCCAUUGUGGUGUUUAUGGAACGAUGUCACUGAAGCCCAGGCUGGUGGAUUUCAAUUCGACAUGGGGCGCCAUCAAGGAGACGAUCACCGGCGUAAUCACGCUGGAUCACGUCCCGCGGACUGUGUGGAACGAUCGGUUUUCAGACGUGUAUUCGUUGUGCGUGGCCCAUCCAGAGCCUUUAGCCGAUCGGCUGUACGCCGAGACCAAGCAGUACCUAAUCGACCAUGUCGCCCAUCUAUUGGAAAAAGUGCAGGCGGAUGGCGAUCAUUGUUUGAUUAAGAACUACUUCCACUACUGGUCGCAAUACUCAGUUGGCAGCCAGUAUCUGCAUAGUUUGUACCUGUACCUGAACCAGCAGCACAUCAAGAGCCACAAGAUGUCGGAUGCGGAGAUUAUUUACGGCAACGGGGAGUCUUCGAACAGCUCAGCGACAGCCGACCAAAUGGAGAUUGGGGAGCUGGCGCUUCAAGUCUGGCAAACCAACAUGAUUUGGCCGCUGGGGCAUCGCCUGGUCAAACUUCUGCUGGAAGCGAUUGAUCUUGAUAGAGCCGGGAAACCUCCUGCCAUCCACCUGGAUGCAGUUAGAGGCACCAUCUUGAGCCUCGUCGAGGUUCAGGCCUACCGGAAAAAAUCACAGCUUCAGUUAUAUGCUGAGCUGUUCGAGGGGCCGUUUCUAGACGCUAGCGGCGAGCACUUUAAACGCGACGCCGCCCUGCUCCUGCAGGAGAAGAACGUCAGUCUCUACAUGGACAAAGUCAAGGGGAAGAUAGACGAGGAACUGUACAGGGCCAGGCGCUUCUUACACGCCAGUUCGCUGUCCAAGGUCACCAGCCGCUGCGAGCAGCACAUGGUGGCCGAACACUUGCAGUUCUUAUACAGCGAAUGCACCAACAUGGUCAAGUACGAGAAGAAGAAAGAUUUGGCCAACAUGUACGAACUUCUAAAAAGCGUGACCGACGCACUGGUUGUCCUGGUUGAUACUGUUUUCGACCAUAUCAAGAACCAGGGGUUGGCUGCCAUCCACAAUCUGCAAGGGGACACCCUUCACAUCCAGUUCGUGGAGAAUUUGCUGGCAGUGUACAAGAAGUACAAGGAGCUGAUCAAGGAAGUUUUCAAGUCGGACCAGAACUUUAUGGGCGCUCUGGAUAAGGCCUGCAAUUCAGUCAUCAAUCACAGACCGAAUGAGGGCCGGUCACCUUGUCGUAGUCCGGAACUGUUGGCCAAGUACUGUGAUGCUCUACUGAAGAAAAGCAGCAAAGGCAUCUCAGAAACAGAGGUGGAUGAGAAGCUCUCAGAAAGCAUCAUCAUCUUCAAGUACAUUGACGACAAAGACAUCUUCCAGAAAUUCUAUUCGCGAUCGUUGGCCAAACGGCUGAUCCAUCAGCAGACGCAAAGCAUGGACGCCGAAGAAGCGAUGAUAAACCGACUGAAGCAGGCCUGCGGAUACGAAUUCACCAGCAAAUUGCAUCGGAUGUUCACCGAUAUGUCCGUGUCGGCCGAUCUAAAUAACAAGUUCCAGGAGUUUACCAAAAGUGAGGAGAUUGAGUUGGGGAUCAAUUUCGGCAUCUACGUGCUUCAGGCGGGUGCAUGGCCGCUGGGACAGGCCGUGGUCACGCCUUUUGCUCUGCCUCAACAGCUGGAGAAAAGCGUUCAAAUGUUUGAGACAUUCUACCACAACAGAUUCAAUGGCAGGAAGCUGACCUGGCUGCACCAUCUUUGCCAGGCUGAACUGAAACUAGGUUACCUGAAAAAGCCCUACGUGGUCACGGUGCAGACGUUCCAAAUGGCCAUUCUGUUGCUCUUCGAAAAGACCGAUCAGCUAUCCUGCAAAGAAAUAAGAGAAACGCUGCAGCUGAACUCCGAACAGUUCAAACGGCACGCCGUGAGCCUGGUGGACUCUAAGCUGCUUCUGGCAAAUGCUGAGGAAAUUGAUGAGACUGAAACGGUGCUUCGGCUCAACAUGGACUAUUUGAAUAAGAGGACAAAGUUUCGAAUAACGGCGGCGAUUCAGAAGGAGGCCCCGCACGAAGUGGAACAGACGAUAAAUUCGGUUGAGGAGGACCGCAAGAUGUAUCUGCAGGCAGCCAUUGUGCGGAUCAUGAAGUCUCGAAAGGUGCUCAAGCAUAAUUUGCUGAUCCAAGAGGUGUACGCGCAGUCAAAGGUGUCUUUCGCCCCCAGUGUGCCCCUGAUUAAGAAAUGCAUCGAAUCCUUGAUAGAUAAACAGUAUAUCGAGAGGACUCCGCAUUCUAGCGAGGAGUACAGUUACGUAGCUUAGUUUAGUCGAAUUUUUUCAACCAGUUUAACGACGAAUUGCUCUUAAAUGCGCAACUUAAUGAAACUGUUUUAUAUG